AUGUCCGAUGCUCACGAGGAGCCACUCUACCCUUCCUUAGCAUUUCCUAAUUCCAAACACGCAACAUUACCGAAAUCAUGGUGGAACUUUGAGAAUUUUGCCAACGUCGUUGACGGCCAGCUCAAGUCGACGGAGGGGACGCGCACAGGCAUCAACCCCGCCACUCUUGAGCCCCUCGCUCCCGUUCCCGUCUCCAGCCCCGCGGACGUUGACGCCGCCGUUGAAGCCGCCGCGGGGGUGCCGCUGUGUGGGCCAAGGCGUCGUUCGAGGAGCGCCGCGAGGGCGUCAACAAGUAUGCCGACAAGCUGGCCGAGCUCGCAAAACGAGUUUGCCGCCCUUCCUCACCCAAGGAGCAGGGCAAAGCCUUGUGGGGGGUCCAAGAAGUUUUGA
This is a messenger RNA of Verticillium alfalfae VaMs.102, 390 nucleotides long. RefSeq lists its product with no specific name. Bases 1 to 390 code for a protein of 129 amino acids. The record is from RefSeq and is a predicted model, not a curated record. The transcript has 2 exons. Gene Ontology annotation, molecular function: oxidoreductase activity. Lineage: Eukaryota; Fungi; Ascomycota; Sordariomycetes; Glomerellales; Plectosphaerellaceae.